Molecule: messenger RNA, 963 nt
Organism: Thamnophis sirtalis
Lineage: Eukaryota; Metazoa; Chordata; Lepidosauria; Squamata; Natricidae
Source: RefSeq, a predicted model, not a curated record
UUGGCCUACCGGAAGAACGCGGACCGCGAUGAGGACAAGGCCAAAUCCUACGAAUUGGAGCAGAGCGUCGUGAAGCUGAUGAGGGGCCUCCUGCAGUGCAUGAUGCGGCAGGUGGACAAAGUGGAGGACUUCAAAUACAGCCAGAGCCCCAAGGACUGCCUGCACGCCAAGUACAAUACCAGCACCUGUGCCACCGUGGUGGGAGACGACCAGUGGGGCCACCUGCAGCUGGACGCCACCUCCAUCUACCUGCUGAUGCUGGCCCAGAUGACGGCCUCUGGCCUUCACAUCAUCCACAACCUGGAUGAAGUCAGCUUCGUCCAAAAUCUUGUCUUCUACAUCGAGACCGCAUACAAGACUGCGGACUUUGGGAUAUGGGAGCGUGGCGACAAGACAAACCAAGGAAUUACGGAGCUGAAUGCCAGCUCGGUGGGCAUGGCAAAGGCAGCUCUGGAGGCCUUGGAUGAAUUUGACCUUUUUGGCACCGAGGGGAGCCCACAGUCAGUGAUCCACGUCUUGCCGGAUGAGGUGCAGUAUUGCCAGUCGAUCCUGCACUCCAUGCUGCCGAGGGCCUCCACCUCCAAAGAGAUUGACGCCAGCCUCCUCUCGGUCAUUUCUUACCCGGCGUUUGCUGUGGAGGACAGGGAUGUGGUGGAGAAGACCAAGGAGGAGAUCAUUGCCAAGCUGCAGGGCCGUUACGGUUGUUGCCGGUUCCUUCGCGACGGCUACAGAACUCCCAAGGAGGACCCCAGCCGCCUCUACUACGAGCCUGCGGAGUUGAAGCUCUUUGAGAACAUCGAAUGCGAGUGGCCACUCUUCUGGACCUACCUAAUCAUCGACGGCCUAUUCAGCGGCAAUGUGGAGCAGGUCCAGGAGUACCGCGAAGCUCUUGAAGGGGUCCUGAUCAAGGGGAAGGAUGGGCUGCGGCUGGUCCCGGAGCUCUACUGCGUUCCCCUGGAGAAG